Messenger RNA from Trifolium pratense (red clover), 656 nucleotides. Its product is annotated as PWWP domain-containing protein 5-like. Bases 13 to 453 code for a protein of 146 amino acids. The transcript has a single exon. The record is from RefSeq and is a predicted model, not a curated record. Lineage: Eukaryota; Viridiplantae; Streptophyta; Magnoliopsida; Fabales; Fabaceae.
CAAAGUACAAACAUGUCUCAACCAAUGGAGCCUUUACCAGCUACUGAAAUUAGUCCAAAGUUGGGAUUGAUGCAUCAAGAUACUGCCGGAAAACAUGUUUACGAGUCUUCUCCGACGGCUCUUACUCUUAAGUUUAAAAAACACCUAGAUUCAAUUCCUUCAACGAUGUCUCUCAACAAUAUCUUUGUCCGAUUUGGGCCUCUAAUUAAAUGGAAGACUGAACGGCUAGAGAAGACUAAACGUGCAAAAAUUGUUUUCCAAAGACGUUGCGACGCAGAAGAUGCUUUUAGUAGUGUUGAGUUGAAUAGCAUAUUUGGAGAUUCACUUCAAAGUUUCCGCCUCAAGAUUCUGCCUAAUACACUAAAGAAAGGCACAGGAAAGAGAGGAAGAAAAAGGAAAAAUCAAACAAGUUUCGAUCAGGAUGUAGUUGCAGAUUGUUGCACCACGCAUUGAUCCUUCUUCUACCUCAAGUUCUUGGUUUUAUUUCUUUUAAUCAAUAAAUCUUAAUAUUGUUAAUUUUUAUGUCGAUUAUUUAUAGACAUUCUUAGUUUUAGCUAGUAUUUUGAUAAUUGUGUUCCAUGAGUUAUCAAUGUCUCUCGUAUUAGAACUUGAGCCGUUUAUUGUAUGAUUGUGAAAGAUAUAUACUAUAUAGCUUA